AUGUUCAAGAAAGAUAUCCCCCCAAGCAACCGGUCGAAGGUCAAAUCCUCCGUGCAGCGCGGCCUGCGCCAGAAGCUGCUGGAGACAUAUCCCGGCUUUGAGCCAUUCAUUGAAGAUAUUAUGCCCAAGAAGGCUUCAUUGGAAGCCGUGAAACUUCCCGACCGCGUGACCCUCUACACAAUAGACUCCACCCCGCUCUUCUUCCAACCCAUCGACGGACCGCCCGUCCCUCACCUCCGCCUCAUCCACGCCUACCCCUCCGCCAUCCCGACAAUCCAGAUCGACCGCGGUGCCAUCCGCUUUGUGCUCUCCGGCGCAACCCUCAUGGCCCCCGGUCUUACCUCGCCCGGAGGCCGGCUGCCUGAUGCCGAGCAUGCGCUUGAGGCGGGACAGAUUGUCGGCGUUAAGGCUGAGGGUAAGGAGGAGAUUUGCCUGGUUGGUAUGCUGAAGGUUGGCACCGAGGAGAUCAAGAGUAAAGGGAAAGGUGUUGUUAUGGAUGAGGGACAUUAUCUUGGUGAUGGGCUUUGGAGAUUGCAUUUGGAUUAG
Molecule: messenger RNA, 546 nt
Organism: Penicillium bovifimosum
Lineage: Eukaryota; Fungi; Ascomycota; Eurotiomycetes; Eurotiales; Aspergillaceae
Product: translation machinery-associated protein 20
Exons: 3
Coding region: 1-546 (181 amino acids)
Biological process (GO): formation of translation preinitiation complex
Molecular function (GO): RNA binding
Source: RefSeq, a predicted model, not a curated record